GGCCAUGGGCGGCCGUGGCCCAUGGCGCGGCCAGCCUGAGUCCCGCUGAACUUUCCGGGACGGCCAUGGGCGAUCGCGAGCGCAACAAGAAGCGGCUGCUGGAGCUGCUGCAGUCGGUGGGCACCGGCAACGCGCACUGUGCCGACUGCGGGGCUGCAGAUCCUGACUGGGCCUCUUACACGCUGGGACUCUUCAUUUGUCUGAAUUGUUCUGGUGUCCACCGCAACUUCCCUGAUGUCAGCAAAGUUAAAUCCGUGAGACUUGACUUCUGGGAUGACAACCUUGUGGAGUUUAUGACCCACAAUGGGAACCGCCGUGUGAAGGCCAAAUAUGAAGCCAGAGUCCCUAUUUUCUACUAUGUCCCUCAGGAUGACGACUGCUUGGUCUUAAAGGAACAAUGGAUUCGAGCAAAAUAUGAGAGACAAGAGUUUAUGACUGAUGGGAAAAUCAUCUCGUCCCCAGGUAACCGAGAAGGGUUCCUAUGGAAGCGGGGAAGGGACAAUGCACAGUUCCUGAGAAGAAGGUUUGUUCUGCUGGCAAGAGAAGGCCUCCUGAGGUACUACACUAAAGAAGAGGGUAAAGGCCCCAAAGCUGUCAUCAGCAUCAAAGACUUGAAUGCCACCUUCCAGACAGAGAAGAUAGGGAAUCCCCAUGGCCUGCAGAUCACCUACAGGAGAGAGGCUCACAUCAGGAACCUGUUUGUGUAUCAUGAAAGCGGGAAGGAGAUAGUGGACUGGUUCAAUGCCCUUCGUGCAGCCCGUCUGCAAUACCUAAAAACGGCCUUUCCUGAACUUCCGGAAGCUGAACUCGUGCCUCUUAUCACCAGGAAUUACCUCAAACAAGGCUUCAUGGAAAAGACUGGUCCAAAGCAGCGAGAACCUUUCAAGAAACGGUGGUUUGCCCUGGAUCCUCAAGAGCGAAGACUGCUCUACUACAAGAACCCACUGGAUGCCUUUGAGCAGGGCCAGGUUUUUAUCGGGAGCAGUGAGCAGGGCUACGAUGUCUAUGAAGACCUGCCCAAGGGCAUCCGAGGGAAUCGCUGGAAAGCUGGCCUCACCAUCGUCACUCCACAGAGGAGAUUUGUCUUCACCUGCCCCACGGAGAAGGAGCAGCGGGAAUGGCUGAAGAGUCUGAGGGAUGUCCUGGCCCGUCCCUUUACCCCCCUCAGCAUCCUCCCUGAGGUCCCUCCCCGCUGGGCAGCUCGUGGGGCCUGGAACUCCUUCCCACUCAAGAAGGAAGGCUGUUUUCAGCAUGCCUUCUCUCCUGGGAUCCUCUCUUCUGCCCGCCUCUCUCCUGCUCCUUCUCUUCACCCUCCAUGGAUGAGUCACAGUGGGCUUUCCUAUUUGCUGACAGCAUUCUACAUCAACAGAGAGUGGCCACAGCAGCAGGUGACCACUGGCCAUUCAGGGCUCCUGGUGGAAGGAGAGGUUCUCCCCUUGGACCUGUUGCCCAGCAUAGGUGUCCUACAGUCAGCAACCAUCCUGGAGUGA
Chrysochloris asiatica (Cape golden mole) is the source of this 1490-nucleotide messenger RNA. RefSeq names its product arf-GAP with dual PH domain-containing protein 2-like. Gene Ontology annotation, biological process: positive regulation of GTPase activity. Gene Ontology annotation, molecular function: phosphatidylinositol bisphosphate binding; GTPase activator activity. Gene Ontology annotation, cellular component: intracellular membrane-bounded organelle; plasma membrane. The record is from RefSeq and is a predicted model, not a curated record. Lineage: Eukaryota; Metazoa; Chordata; Mammalia; Afrosoricida; Chrysochloridae. The transcript has 12 exons. Bases 66 to 1490 code for a protein of 474 amino acids.